GGUUGUCCCCCUCUACACUCCACUCUUCCGUUCACUCCGGCACCGGGACUCUCUCUCUCUCUUCUCUCGAUUGGCAGCCAUCUCCGGCUUCAUUCAAACUCUACUUUUCACGCAAUCAAGUGACUCUUCACUCAAAGACUCCAAAAAUGCGGCCCAAAGUAGAGAAAGAACCUGCCAAAGUCAUUGAAGUUGAUAUCAGCGACGGUGAAGCCAAUGACGGAGUCGGAGCAACACCAACCAACAACAAAACGGCGUCGCAAUCCGUUGCACUCACGCCGGUCUCAUCCAACAAAAACCUCGUCUCUCAAAGUUUCUGGAAAGCCGGGGCCUACGAUGUGGGUCCCACCACAAGACCCCCUUUAGACCACGGUCAAUUGGAGCACGCCCGAGUUCACCCGAAGUUUCUUCAUUCUAAUGCCACUUCUCAUAAAUGGGCUUUUGGUGCAAUUGCUGAGCUCUUGGAUAAUGCUGUUGAUGAGAUUCACAAUGGUGCGACUUUUGUGAAGGUUGAUAAAAUUGAUAUUAUGAAGGAUAACUCUCCAGCUUUGCUUUUCCAAGAUGAUGGUGGUGGAAUGGACCCCGCACGUAUUCGGAAAUGCAUGAGCUUGGGUUAUUCUUCUAAGAAGUCAAAUACAACAAUCGGACAGUAUGGUAAUGGAUUCAAGACUAGUACCAUGCGACUUGGUGCUGAUGUUAUCGUUCUCAGUCGUGCAACUAGUGCAAGUCGAGCAACUCAGAGUGUUGGUUUAUUAUCCUAUACCUUUUUGCGGAGAACUGGGCAGGAUGACGUAAUUGUUCCAAUGAUAGAUUAUGAUGUUUCUGGAAAUUGGGCUGAACCAAUUAUAUAUGGCUCCCAAGAUGAUUGGUCUGCUAACUUGAAAAUCAUCCUCGAAUGGUCUCCCUUUCCAUCAAAGGAGGAGCUCAUGCUUCAGUUUGAGGAUAUCGGACCACAUGGAACAAAAAUAAUAAUAUACAAUUUGUGGCUGAAUGAUGAAGGCAUUUAUGAAUUGAGUUUUGAUGAUGACGAUGAGGAUAUAAGGCUGCGAGAUGAAGCCAGCCGUGGAAGCCUGACAAAAUUAAACAAAAAAGCAGUGGAGCUUCAAUCCCAUAUAUCUUACCGCAUCCGUUAUUCCUUAAGGGAUUACGUUUCCAUUUUGUACCUAAGAAAAUUUAAAAACUUCAGUAUUGUAUUAAGGGGGAAACCUGUGCAUCAGUUAAAUAUUGCUGAUGAGUUGCAACAUUCAAAUGUGGUGAGUUACAAGCCCCAGCUAGGCCUGGGAACAAAAGAGGUUACAGUGGAAACAACUGUUGGAUUUGCAAAGGAGUUUCCUUCAAUCCCUGUUUGUGGAUUCAAUGUGUACCAUAAAAAUCGCCUCAUCAGGCCUUUCUGGAAAGUCUCUGCUGAUGGUUCUUCAAAAGGGAGCGGUGUUAUUGGAGUUCUUGAAGCAAAUUUUAUAGAGCCAGCACAUGACAAGCAGGAUUUUGAGCGAUCAUCGCUGUUUAUCAGGCUAGAAGCUAGGCUGAAACAGAUACUGAAUGAUUACUGGAAAGGCCACUGUCACCUAAUGGGAUAUCAGCCUCCAAAUUUCAGAUCACAUCAUGCGCAAAAGGAACCCCUUGUUCAACCUCUUAUUGGACUUGCUGCUAAUGUGGGGCAGGAGGUUGUACAGCCUAUUGUUAGUCUUCCAGCUAACAUAGGGCAGGGUUUGAGUAAUGGACACGCUGGUUCCUAUGAUCAAUUAGCAUCUAUGGAUGGUUCAGCGCCUAUUUCAGUUGAUCAAAUAUGUGAAGAGAACAUACAACUCUUCAUGAGGUGUGAGGAACACAUGCAGAAGGAGAAUGAAUUGAAACAGACGAUCGAGGGCUUGGAGAAGGAGUUGAAGGAAGCCAAAAUGAAGCGUGAUCAACUUUCUUUGUACCUGGAGACUAGGAAGAAGCAAAAGAUUGUAGACCCACAAACUGGAGAAGUUUGAGAAAUUACUUUCUGAAGCACUGAGCGCACUAUAAAAAUACCUUACUAACAGCCUCCCCUGAAUAUUGUUACGUUGCCUACGUAGUUUAUCAGAUUAUGUACAGUAUACUUUUUCAUGUGUAAAUAGUCAAGUCUUAAGAAUGAACUAGGAAACCAUUUUUUGUGAUGUGGCUAGCUUCUUUGAGAUUAGGCUUACUUGAUCGAAUUGUAAAGUUUAUUUCUGUUGUCUGCUCUUUCAUAUGGGCACAGGAUUGGUGCAUGAAAUACAUGUGGUUUGUAGUGGGGUCUGUAUAAUUUGUAGUAAUGAAAUUGCACGGUAGGAUAAUUUUGACCCUGCGACU
This is a messenger RNA of Quercus lobata, 2313 nucleotides long. RefSeq names its product protein MICRORCHIDIA 2-like. The record is from RefSeq and is a predicted model, not a curated record. Bases 147 to 1973 code for a protein of 608 amino acids. Gene Ontology annotation, molecular function: ATP hydrolysis activity. The transcript has 19 exons. Gene Ontology annotation, cellular component: nucleus. Lineage: Eukaryota; Viridiplantae; Streptophyta; Magnoliopsida; Fagales; Fagaceae.